CCUCCUAUAUUCUUCACGAGAGACUGAGAGAGAGAUAGAGAUAGGAAAUUGUGAUGAAUUGUGGAAUAGUGACGGGUUUCUAUUGCUGGGGUUGGGAGUUUCUAACGGCGCUUCUUCUCUUCUCCGGCGUCGUCUCCAUCUGAUUUAUAUUAUAUUUCAAUUCAAUUCUCUCUUUCCAAAAAUCCUUAGGUAGAUAGAUAUAUAUUAUAUAUAUAUAUAGAUGUGUGAGAGCGAGAGGGUGUUGGUGGAGUACGUGAGGAAGGCGUCGCCGCCGCCGUUCUUACUGAAGACGUACAUGAUGGUGGAGGAUCGGGCGAGCGAUGCGGUCAUAUCGUGGAACGACGAUGGCACGGCCUUCGUGGUGUGGCAGCCGGCGGAGUUCGCCAGAGACCUCCUGCCUACGCUCUUUAAGCACAGCAAUUUUUCCAGCUUUGUUCGACAACUCAAUACUUAUGGAUUCCACAAAGUCGCGACGAACCGAUGGGAGUUCAGCAACGAGAGGUUCCGAAAGGGCGAGAGGGACCAGCUCUGUGAGAUACGGCGUCGGAAGGCGCCAUCCAGUACGGGUAAGCACCAACCGAAUGCACAAGCAGCAACAAGUGAUCAUUCCGACAACGAUGAGCAACGGUCGCUGUCAACAUCGUCGUCCGAAAUCACGAGCCUUGUCGACGAGAACAUGCGGCUCAAGCGGGAAAACGACGCUCUCAGCUCGGAGCUCGCGAUGGUGAAGCGGAAAUGUCAGAAACUAGUUGAUAUGGUUGCUGUUUGUGGAGAGAGUCGUCUAAAGAGAGAGAAACGGCCGACGGAAGAUGGCGGCCGCGGUUUGAAACUGUUUGGAGUGAGAAUGGAAGUUGGGAGGGAGAGAGAGGAGAUGAAAAGGGUGCUUGUCUCUCAAUCUUGCAAAAUAAUAUAAUUUCUCAAUCAUUUGAUCAUUUUUCUCAAACUGUUUAUUGCCCUGAGAUCAUGAUCAAUGACUUUGUUUCCUUUUUUUCGUUAGUUGUUGAAGAUUAUGAUUUUAAAAUGUUCUACGUUGUAGUAUUAAUUAUAGAUUUUGAAAUUUGAAACUAUUGGGAUCA
This is a messenger RNA of Salvia splendens (bonfire salvia), 1076 nucleotides long. RefSeq names its product heat stress transcription factor B-3. Gene Ontology annotation, molecular function: RNA polymerase II cis-regulatory region sequence-specific DNA binding; DNA-binding transcription factor activity. Bases 221 to 913 code for a protein of 230 amino acids. Lineage: Eukaryota; Viridiplantae; Streptophyta; Magnoliopsida; Lamiales; Lamiaceae. Gene Ontology annotation, cellular component: nucleus. The transcript has 2 exons. The record is from RefSeq and is a predicted model, not a curated record. Gene Ontology annotation, biological process: regulation of transcription by RNA polymerase II.